Sphaerodactylus townsendi is the source of this 1961-nucleotide messenger RNA. RefSeq names its product hes family bHLH transcription factor 7 (gene HES7). The transcript has 4 exons. Gene Ontology annotation, cellular component: nucleus. Lineage: Eukaryota; Metazoa; Chordata; Lepidosauria; Squamata; Sphaerodactylidae. The coding region runs from base 72 to 698 and encodes 208 amino acids. Gene Ontology annotation, molecular function: protein dimerization activity; DNA-binding transcription factor activity, RNA polymerase II-specific; RNA polymerase II cis-regulatory region sequence-specific DNA binding. The record is from RefSeq and is a predicted model, not a curated record. Gene Ontology annotation, biological process: regulation of transcription by RNA polymerase II; anterior/posterior pattern specification; regulation of neurogenesis.
AGGGGGGGCUGGCCGCCCCUCCCCCCGGGGGCAAGGCAUGGCCCGGCCAGGCGCUCGGGGCGGCAGAGGCGAUGGUGACCACGGAGAGCGCGGAGCCCGGAGGGCUGAGAAAGAUGCUGAAGCCCUUAGUGGAGAAACGGCGGAGGGACCGUAUCAAUAGGAGCCUGGAAGAACUUCGCCUCCUCCUACUGCAGAGAACUCAGUGCCAGACUCUGAAGAACCCUAAAGUGGAGAAAGCGGAGAUCCUGGAUGUCGCCGUAGGAUACCUACGAGAGAUGAACUCUGCUAAACCCCAGGGCGCUGACCUCCCGGAGGACGGGACCCUGCAGACCUGCUACAUGAUGGGGUUCCGGGAAUGCCUCCUCGGCCUGGCGGCUUUCAUCCAGCAAGCCCACCCUUCCGUGCAGAGCCACCUGCUCGACACCUUGCACCUGUACCUUGCGUCCAAGCCGGAGCCCCGCAGCCACGACUGGAGCUGCGGGCCUCUCUCCCCGAGCUCUUCCUUGGGGGAAACGCCUCCGAGGACUCCGGAGGCCUUUUGCUCCCCUCUGAAGCAGACCGACGAACCGUUGCGCAGCCCGGACCCACCUCGAUCCGGCGGGGGACAACUCGCGAGUCAGCAGAGACACACCCACCAGGGCAGCGCCUCUCCCAAAAGGAUGCCUCCGCCACAGGCUUAUUGGAGACCUUGGCCCUAGACCCGAGUGUAUAAACACUCCCCACCCUCGAGACCCAACCAGGGGGGCAUUUUUUUUUUGUACAUACCUGUAAAAAUCUGCGAGUGCUGGGAUUGCGGCAGGUGUCUUUGGAAUUUAUAAUACCGUGGGGUAUUUAGCAUUCUCCCUCCUGAGAAAGGUAGAUAGUUUCUGAGCCGCUAGUAGAGGGGUCCCCAUAUUGCUCCAGGGCGCCACUUACCUGCUGACACCUUUCCAGGUACCUGCCAAGUGUGUUUAAAAAGUGGGCAGGGGUUCGGCCCAAGGGAGUUUCUGACCAGUCGCCGGAGAGUUGGCUGGCUGUUUUAAAAACGUUGCUUUGGGCAACAGCUGCAACCACCCACAGCUGUGUGACCGAAGGUAAGCUACGGCAGCAUUGUUGUGACUGCGCCCAUCACCCCAUAACAAAGUUCAGGGAGAUUGGGACGGGAACCCUGACCCAGUGGCUUGGAACCAGGUGGGAGUCUUUCCCCCCACCCCAAAGCUUAGCAGGCCUUGAAAACAAAACGAAAGGAUCCAUAAUUGGAGGCUGACGCUCCCAGGUAAGUAACGGAUGGGGUGGUCGCGAGCAGCGCAGCCUGCUCUUUCCCCGAGCCUGCCUUCGAGGCCUGCCCAGGAGGCAGAAAUCCAGAGAGCGCAGCUUUUCCUAGCAGCACAAAUUGGCAGCGGGGAAAGCUGUAUUCCUGGAACAUCCCCCACAGCUUGUGUAGGGCCUCAACUCAUUUUUUGGUACUCUGGUAAGCUGUACCCAAAUGGCAUCCUGUUAGAGAUGCUAAAUUUAGUCCCUUUUCCAUGCAACCACAUGUUAUUGCGUAAGCUGCAGUGUUACCAAGAGGUUGAGACUAGGGCCCAUUAGAAACUCUGGAGCGGAACGUGCUGUCUCAGCGCACAACACACAAGCAACUGGAUUCCCACACACCUUAAAUAUCUCAUAUCCGAUAUAGAAGUUUGGGUGCGCGAGUGUAUGAUGGCGUGCUUGAAUUUCCGUAUUUGUGGGCAUGCAGAUGUAUAUAAAUACGUUGUUGAAAUCACGGCAUUUUUUUUCCUUUCAGCUCGAAAAAAAAAGUUUAACUCUAACUCGCCCCUUUUCUUUGAUUUGUGUUCAAAAUUUCUUAUAUAUUAAUUUUCUUCUAGCUAUGACUUGUAUUUGGGUUCUCCUCUUUUAAAAAAAAGAAAUAGUUCUUGCAGAGGGGUUACUUUCUGUGAAACCUAUAUGUGUAUUGUAAUAAAAUAUGUAUCCAUUUUAAA